Molecule: messenger RNA, 2986 nt
Organism: Gordionus sp. m RMFG-2023
Lineage: Eukaryota; Metazoa; Nematomorpha; Gordioida; Chordodea; Parachordodidae
Product: cilium assembly protein DZIP1-like
Exons: 17
Coding region: 4-2766 (920 amino acids)
Biological process (GO): cilium assembly
Cellular component (GO): ciliary basal body; cytoplasm
Source: RefSeq, a predicted model, not a curated record
UCAAUGAGAGAACAAACCUGCAAAAUACCUAAUUUAAAAGAUGAAAUUAUAGGAGAACAAUAUUUUUUUAAACCAAGAAAAAUUAAAAUAGACUGGAAAAAAAUUGCUUCUAUUGAUUUUGACACAUUUUCGCCAGAUAAGGAUUUUGACAAAGUUCAACAAAAUAUUUUUAAUAUAACUUAUUGUGAUAUUGAAAAUGAAUUUGGUACCACAAAUUUGAAUGUUAAUUUUAUUAAAUUGUUCAAAAUAUCACAAUACACUAUUGAGUAUCUCUUGUUUACCCAGGAUAGACUAUUAAAAAAAAUAAAUCUUAUACAUGAAAGAUUUGAAGAAUUAUAUAAAAAUGCCUUAUAUCAGAAAAAAACCUUAAUAUCAACUAAGGAUAGGUUGUUUAAUGCAAGAAGGGAAAUAAAAAAGCAACAACAAAUCAUUAAAUCAUAUAAAGAAAUAUUUGUAUUAUGUGGAAUAAACAAAAAGGAUAUUAAUGGAUUAAUUCAUCAAUGCCCUUAUUGUACAAAAGCAUUUGUUUCUGAUGAUUUUUUAACAUCUCAUUUAGAAAGAAGGCAUUUUAAUAGGCAUAGUAGCAAAAUAUUACCUAAGGAAAUUAAAAAGGAUAAACAUGAUUUUGGAAUAGAUGAAUCAGAGGAUGAUAAUAUAAAGCUACUUAAAAAUAAAGAUAAUUUGAAUUCUAACCCUUCCAUUAGUCCUCAGGAUAAAUCUAUGACUUCCCUAAAAGAUAUUAGAGUUUCGGAGGAAAAUACUUUAAAUGCUAUAAAUCAACUGUGCCAAUUACAGGAAGUCAAAUAUUUGAAGGAAAUGAAAUAUUUUAAAGACAACUUGAAUCUCCAAAUGAAAUAUGUAGCCGACAAUGUCAUUGAUCUAGUACAGGACAAAUUAACUACAAAGAGUUUUAUACCAAAUGAAAAUUAUCAGGGUAGCCUUACAACAACCUUUAAUCCCAAUAAAAGCCCUAAAAACAAUAAAUCUAUAUUAUCUACCCAGUUUUCUAAAAGACAUUCCUUAAAAUCUAAUAAAUCAUUGAAAGAUCUUAAUAUACAAAAUAUAGGAGAUAUCAAAGAUAGAGAAAAUACAGCUAAAAUGAUAAAGAUAGCUUCAAAGGACAUGGAUAUCAACAAUGAAAUUCAGCUGGAUGCAUUAAAACCUGAUGUGAUAUUUAGAGGAGAUAAAAAAGAAAGCAUUACCAAUGCUAACAAUAUCGUUGCCAAAGAAAAAUUUAACAAUUUAGACGCACAACUAACGCAAUUAGAGUCUUCGUAUAAUGAAAAAUUGCUUCAACAACAGAGAGAAUGGGAAAAAAGAAUGGACCGUUUGGAGGAAAUUUACCGCAAGAAGCUAAAUGAUGGAACCCCUAAACACACACAAGAAGAUUCAAGUGCUAAAAAAGUAGGUAGACAAAGUAGUUAUUCCUCCGAAACUUCUAGUGAUGACCUAUCGAACACAAGAUUUUUAUCAAAUUCUAAGUCGAAUAGGACAUCCUCUAUAAUUACUUCUACCCCUAAAUCUUUACCCGCAAAAACAAUUACCACCCCAAAACAUCAUCAUAAAAAUGAUGAGAAUUCGAAGGAUGUGGAAAUGGUAAAAUUCGAUAAAACUAUCGUUAAAGACCCGAAUUGGCUUAUAAACCCUCUUUUACGAUAUUUGAAUCCAUCGCAUCGAAAUUAUGCUUAUAGAUUGUCGUACCAGGGACCUUCCUUGGUGCAGGAAUAUAUGGAGAGAGUUAGGCCUAAGAUUAUGAAAUCUGUGGCAAAUCAGAUGAAGCAUUAUGGAAUAGAUGAAAAAUCUCAAAUUAACAAUGAGGAGUUCAAUCAAUUAUCAAACAGAUUAGUCAGAACAGAAAAUAAGCUUAAACAGGCGUACCCGAAAUUCAUGGAUAUCAAAUCUCGCAUCACAAAAAUGUUGGAACACCCUUCUAGUUCCCAUCAACCAGGCAUGAAAUUAAAACAUUCACCCAAAGUAAUUCAAUCAUCAACUACUAGCUCCGAUGACGAAUAUUCCACAUAUACUGCCUCGAGCUAUUCCGCCUCUUCCGGUGAUAACAAAUCUAUCAAAUCCCAAAAUGUACCUAGCCGUAUUGAUGACACAAGGAAAGUUGUAAAAUUUCAGGACAGCAUUGCUGAGCCUAUCAGAAAUAAACUUCAACCUAGAGACGCUAUAGUCAAAGAUGAUAAUUUGCCUUUAGAUCUUAAGACUUUUCUUAACGAUGAAUCGACACCUGUCAAGACUAAAAAAGGUGGAGAUAAAUUGAAUCGCGAUAACAGUGCAUCUGAUACCAAUUCCCUAAGCACCAAGACAUCAUUUUCUUCAUCAUCCUCUUCUUCACUUUCUAUCGUUACAACAGGACCCCCUAAACACGCAAAUACAAAUUUAGGAGAAGCUGAAAAGAAAAAUAUUGAAAAGGAAACCAAAACUUCUAGUCAAUCUUCGCUUUCUGAAAGAGUGGAUGAAGUGAGGGAUGUAAAAGGUGGUUUUAACAAAACUAACCAUCACAAAGAUCACAUCCCUGCCAAAGAUUCGAGUAAACCUUCUUUAGGAACAGAUAGGGGUCGAGAAGAACUUGCAGUCAAUGAGAAAAUGACUCCUCCGAAGCAAAUACCGUUCACAUUUAGCCCUCCAAAACAAUCUGUGGCAUCUGGCGAUACUGAAGAAUCAGAUACAAGUAGUUCAAUAUUAAAUCCAGUACCUUCCAAUUUUUAUAAAGCGAAAGAAUUCCCUAGAAAUUUGUCAAUCAGUCCCAUUAAAACUUGACCAUUUGAUUUCAAAGCUACUACUCAAUAUAUGAAGCCUACCGUAAAUUAUAUAUGAAAUCAUAUUGACAAUUUUUUUGAAUAGUGUAAUUGUUCUUUUUAUAAUAUUCAUUUUGUAUUUAAUGUUAAGAAUGAAAUUUAUUAAAUCAUAUUUUUAAUAAUUAUUUUAUGCUAUCUAUAUAUCACUACUUUUAACUUCAGGUAUUUUUUUUUAUCAAAUC